AUGGUGAUCAACCUAGUGCCAUUUAUUCUCGCUGAAGCGUCCCGUUUGGAUUUCUUCGCAAACAACCUAUCGUAUCGGUUGUUCCAUCGAAGCCUCCCCGGGUCUCUCAUAACCGCUCCUCAGGGGGCAGUGGGUUAUCAGCCAGCACCAGGGCCUGUUGCUAAUAAUGCUUGGCCAACGGAGACCGACACGGCAGCGACAGGCGCGACGGCCUCUCAAGAUCUGUCGCACGAAUCAAGACAAGAAUCUGUUGGGAUUGAUGGUACAGCGAGACCACAAGACAAUGUUGCUAUCCUAACUGGAACUGUAACGGGGACUCACGGGGUCAUGGCAACGACACAGACAGCAACAGCUGGCCGAGAUUUUGCGAGAAGAAAAGUUUCCAUAUACCUCCUCAUGUUUAUGAAAAUUUUAUACAGCCUGUCAAUUACUCCAACUACUACUUCUUCCACUACUAUUAUGUCUCUACAAACCCCCCUCUGCUCGCUGCUCAAGAUCCAGCACCCCAUCCUGCUGGCAGGAAUGGCGCGUGCAUCUGGCGCCCCUCUGGCAGCCGCUGUUUCCAAUGCGGGCGGCCUGGGAACAGUCGGCGGCCUGGGCUACACGCCCGAGCAACUAUCGGAGAUGUUGACGGAGCUCAAGUCUCUCCUACGGGACCCUUCUCUUCCCUUCGGGGUCGAUCUAGCCCUACCACAAGUCGGCGGAGGCGCCCGUGCUACAAACCACGACUACACUCAUGGUCAGCUGGACCAGCUCAUCGAUGUCGUGAUCUCCCACGGCGCAAAACUCUUCGUCUCCGCAGUGGGCGUACCUCCAGAUCAUGUCAUUAAGAGACUACACGACGCCGGCAUCUUGAUCAUGAACAUGGUCGGAGCACCUAAGCACGCCGAAAAGGCGCUCAAGCUAGGUGUGGACAUUGUAUGCGCCCAGGGUGGUGAAGGAGGUGGCCAUACAGGCGACAUCCCCUUCUCCGUGCUCGUCCCGGCGAUCGUCGACGUGGCGAAGAAAUACAAGAGCCCACUGACCGGUCAACCUGCCCUGGUCGUGGCCGCUGGAGGAAUCAACGAUGGACGCAGUUUGGCCGCGUCGCUGAUGCUGGGCGCCGCCGGUGUCUGGGUCGGAACGCGGUUUGUUGCAUCGGAGGAAAGCGGCGCAAGUCGAUUGCACAAGGAGGCGGUUGUUGGAGCCCAGUAUGGGGAGACGACGCGAACUCUUGUCAUCUCCGGGCGACCACUGCGUAUGCUACCCAAUGAUUACAUCAAGGACUGGGAGAAACGGCCGGAGGAAAUUGCUCGGUUAACAGCCAAGGGCGUUGUUCCCAUGGAACAUGACUUUGAGAGCGAUAGGGAAGAUGUUGAGCUUCCUUACAUUAUGGGUGAUGUUUCGGCCAUUAUCAAGGAGAUUAAGCCCGCUGGUGUGAUUGUACGGGAAAUGGUCCAGCAAGCUGUGGAGAGGCUGAGAACAGGAGGGUCAUAUAUCAAGGCAGGAUCUGCCAGCAAGCUUUGA
Aspergillus alliaceus is the source of this 1506-nucleotide messenger RNA. Its product is annotated as NAD(P)H-dependent flavin oxidoreductase. Lineage: Eukaryota; Fungi; Ascomycota; Eurotiomycetes; Eurotiales; Aspergillaceae. The coding region runs from base 1 to 1506 and encodes 501 amino acids. The record is from RefSeq and is a predicted model, not a curated record. Gene Ontology annotation, molecular function: nitronate monooxygenase activity. The transcript is spliced from 4 exons.